Molecule: messenger RNA, 6837 nt
Organism: Patella vulgata (common limpet)
Lineage: Eukaryota; Metazoa; Mollusca; Gastropoda; Patellidae
Product: glucose transporter type 1
Exons: 13
Coding region: 131-1666 (511 amino acids)
Biological process (GO): monosaccharide transmembrane transport
Cellular component (GO): membrane
Molecular function (GO): hexose transmembrane transporter activity
Source: RefSeq, a predicted model, not a curated record
UCGUUUAUCAACAGCUCGUAUUUAUCCAUUCAGUAGUUUUGUGUACCGGUCACACAUGUUUCAACCUGGAUAGUAAGACCAGGACAGCAUAUCACAGAUAGCCGAGUUUGAGUAAAUAUCCUCCAGCAAAAUGGGGUUACCACCAGGGGAAGUCGAGAAGAAAGAAAUGGAUUUAACUAUCCGAACUGAAAUGAAAAUAACCUUGCGGUUGGUUAUUUCAGUAUUGGGAGCUGUGAUGGGAUCUUUUCUGUUUGGCUACAAUACGGGAGUCAUCAAUGCACCGGAAGCUAAAAUCAAAGAAUUUUUGAAUGAGACCAACAUUAAAAGAGAUGGUACCCCAAUGAGUGUAGAUACCCAGACCAACCUAUUUGCUAUAAUUGUAGCCAGUUUUGCUAUCGGUGGAACAGCGGGUGGUCUUCUAGCAGGAACAUGGGCUGAUAAAUUUGGAAGGAAAAAUGGAUCAUUGCUGAAUACGAUAUGUGGUAUAGCUUCAGCAGCACUGAUGUUUUUCUGCAGAAUGUCAGUUUCAUACGAAAUGUUGAUUGUUGGUAGAUUGUUAGGUGGGAUAUGCUGUGGUUUAAUCACAGGGUUAACACCAAUAUAUCUAUCUGAAAUUGCUUCUCAAAAUAUCCGAGGCGCCUUAGGUGUACUUCAUCAAUUAGGUGUCGUCAGUGGAAUACUUGUAUCUCAAAUUCUAGGAUUUCCUGAAGUGAUGGGAACCAGUGAACUGUGGAACUAUUUACUUGGUCUAGCUGUUGUGCCAUGCGUUUUACAGCUUAUAAUUCUACCUUUUUGUCCUGAAAGUCCUCGACAUCUUCUAAUCUCUAAACAAGAUGAAGCAAACGCUAGAAAAGCAUUGAUUGCGUUACGUGGGUACAGUGAUGCAGAAGAGGACAUUUUAGAAAUGAAAGCUGAAGAUGAAGCUCAAAAAUCUGAAGCAAAAGUGAAUAUAUGGGGUCUAUUAACUUCAAGAAAUCUUAGAAUGGCUUUGAUACUAAGUGUAGUGAUGCACCUAUCGCAGCAGUUUUCGGGAAUCGUUGCUAUUUUUUACUAUUCCUCAUCAUUUUUUAAAGACGCUGGUUUGGACAGUGACACUGCUGUGCAUGCCACUAGUGGAGUUGGUGCUGUUAUGGUGGUAAUGACCAUAGUGACCAUACCGUUAAUGGAUAAAGUUGGUAGACGUACGUUACAUCUUGCAGGUCUGGGUGGAAUGUUUGUUUUCUCCAUUUUAAUAACGCUCACAUUAACUUUAAAGCACUUGGUACCAUGGUUUAAUAUAGUAACAAUUGUAGCAUCUCUUGUUUACGUCCUAUUCUUUGCUUUAGGACCAGGUUCAAUACCGUGGCUGAUUGUAGCUGAACUAUUUUCACAAGGCCCAAGAUCAGCUGCUAUCUCAGUCUCUGUUUUAGUCAACUGGGUCGCCAAUUUUGGUGUUGGUUAUGCUUUUCCCCACAUGAAGACGGGUCUGGGGAACUUUUCAUUCAUCCCGUUUACUGGAUUCUUGUUAGUCUUCUUCAUCUUUAUUUAUCUCUACCUACCCGAGACCAAAAAUAAAACAUUCGAAGAAAUAUCGUCGACUUUACGAGGCGGCGGAAAUAUCCGAGAAGACAAGAAUGCUCGAAGAGAGAAUUAUUUGGUGUCGUACAAGAGAAACGAAAACCCUUAAGAGCAACUUUGUGAUUACAGAAUUUGCAAUUGUCGCUGUGGUUCAACGAGUACAAAUGGUCUUCCAUGGUUAUUCAGUUAAACAAGUAUGCAAGUAUAUAGGUAAUAUUGAUAUACACCAAACAAUUCAACGUUUUGACGAUAUUACAGUUUGUUAUUUAAUCAAAAUUGAAAUGUAAACAUGGCGACAAAGAAAUGUGCAGAGACUCGAAUAUCACGAAGCUGUAUUUCCACACAAGUAAAUGUACAUUAAAUACAAAUUAUAAUAUUACGUGUAGACCGACGAAUAUAAAGAUUAACGGUUUGUGACAGUUAUUCGUUUCUCAUCCAAUAUUUGUUUAAAUAUAUUUUUGGAGAAAUGAUCACUCCAAGGUAUGAAAUUUAUAUGUACAUUACACUAACACAGGGUGUCAAAUGGCCCUACUUUUCCGGACCUCUUACUUUUUGCAAUAAACUAAAAAAAAAAUGCCAUUUUCCCGUUAAAUGUUCCUGCAGUAAUUCGCGUAAAAACUUACUAACUGCUUCACCUGGGAAGUCGUCGAAGGUUAAAGACACCAUUGAUGUUCCGGGAGAGAUGUGAACUACGUAAACAGGGAACUCCUACUUAUACCUGUCAGACCAUCUGAAACCCCCACUUUUGUCCACUCUUCGAGACAAGUCACACCCUCAAACCAUUUCCAUACUUUCAGGACCUUUGACACCCUGGUACCAUUCUUACAUGUGUAUUAAAAUGAAUGAUUUAUAGAUAUCAUUAUAUCUUUUAUUAGAUUAUUAUUCUUGUUUAAGAAUAUCAUAAUUCCUUAUUUAAACAUCGUAUAUUGUAGUAAUAUAGACCUAUUAUGUGUUAUGUAUCACUGGGUUUAUAGACAGUAACAUUGAAUCAAAUCAACUUAAUUCUUAGGAGACCCCAGGGUCGGGUCUACUAUGGAACUAUAGUAUAUGUAGUCUAUUGUGCGUUAUUAAAUCAAAUUUAUCGCAUUGUUUUGCAGACGAAAUCGGUGGAUAAAACCGCGAUGAGCAAUCACAAUGAAUACGACAUAACAACAGACUAAAUAUAACGUUUUAACUAUAUAAUCUAAUGUUCCAAAGUCUGUUCUCAGUACAUUUUAUUUUAAAGGAAAUAAUAGCUAUGGUCAUUUAUUUGUAUGACCAGUUCCUGUUGGUUUUUUUAAAAAUGGUUUACACUUUAAGAGUCCAGGGGAAAAACGAUCUAAGUCACAUUUUUAUACGCCCACAUUAAAAUGUGGUCGUAUAUUGUUGUCGCCCCCGUCCGUCCGUCCGUCCACAAUUGCUUGUAGACGCUCUAUAGGCUAAAGUUAAUAUCCGAUUGACUUUAAAUUUAUACACAGUGUUUAAGGUCAUGAGACGAAGAAGCCUAGUAAUUUUCAGCGAUUUUCGAUAAUUACUGCCAGAGUUAGGGCCCUUGAUCACUUCAAAAAAUCUUGGGGACGCUCUAGAGGUCAAAGUUAAUAUCCGAUUGACUUUUAAAUUUAUACACGGCGUUUAAGGUCAUGAGACGAAGAAGCCUAUUGAUUUACAGCGUUCCGAUAAUUACUGCCAGAGUUAUGGCCCUUGAUCACUUUGAAAAAUCUUGUUGCCGCUCUAGAGGCUAAAGUUAAUAUCCGAUUGACUUUAAAUUAAUACACAGUGUUUAAGGUCAUGAGACGAAGAAUCCUAUUGAUUUUCAGCGAUUUCCGAUAAUUACUGCCAGAGUUAUGGUCCUUGAUCAUUUUGAAAAAUCUUGUGGACGCUCUAGAGGCUAAAUUUAAUAUCCGAUUGACUUUAAAUUUAUACACAGUGUUUGAGGCUAUGACAUGGAGAAUCAUAUUGGUUUUCAACGAUUUCGGAUAAUUAGUGCCAAAAUUAUAGCCCUUGAUCAUUUUGAAAAAUCUUGUGACGCUCUAGAGGCUAAAGUUAUCAUCCGAUUGACUUCAGAUUGAUAUACAGAGUUUAAGGUCUUGAGACGAACAAUUAAGUAUAUUGAUGAACAGCUAAAUAAAUCCAUGAUGUUAAAAGUUUCGUAUGCUAAACGUUAGCAUGGGGCAGAACUUUAUAAAAACCAAACAAAUUCUAAUGGUUUUCUGAUAAUUACUUAAUGAGUUGUUACUCUUAAUCAGAUUUUAAUGUAUUAUAAAUGCUUCAUUACCGAAAAAAGUAAAAAUAUGCGACAACUCUUGUUGACUGCCCGGACGUAUGUGGGCGUAUGUUUCGUUGCCUGGCAACCUAUCUUUGUCUUUUCGCAUGAAAGGCAAACAGACUUUUGGACGAGAAAGCCUGGCGCGAACAGAACAACGAGUGGGUUUAAUUACAACUUCAAAAUGAUGUUUAAUACAAAUCAUAAUUACCAGUACAACAACUGACUUCCACUUUUCAGCCAAAUUAAGGUAAAAAAAAUACGAUGGACUUGUAUUUGUCCGGGAGGCCAUUUCAGAAGGGCCUUGGUUCGAUGUGACUCUGAUCGUUUUUUACCUGAAAUUGAUUGUUCCACAGGAAGCUUAUACAAUUUGCUACCAGAUGGCGUCAUUAACUGGUGUUCGUUGAAAAAGUAACUUAGAUAGUUCUUCCUCGGUGCUCUUCACUUGUUAUAUCCCUUGACCAUAUGGUUUACCAAUAUACCUACAUUGUUGUUGAUUUUUUGUUGACUUUUGUUCACGCUUCCAUCGUCAAAUAUACGCAAACGGUUAAGCUUCCAUCGUCAAAUAUUCACACACACAGUUAGGCUUCUUCCAUCGUCAAAUAUACACACAGAGCAUUACCUUAUUUGGUCUACCAAACACAUUGAUGGGAUAUUUUGACAAUGGUAAGCAUUUUACCAAAAUAUCACUGUUUUUAAUUCAUUAUGUACGUGUGAUUUGACUAUAGAAAGUGUGAACCAAAUAAUUAGUUAAAGAUACAAUAUGGUCGUAAGGACCGUAGUAUUACAUUAGACCCACGGGGCUGAAUGGUUAGCGUGCGCGCGCUAUAUCAUAAAGUCUGUCAUUGAGUCGACUGGCGUGGUUUCGAAUCCCCGGUUGUACGUGGCAAGGAGUAGGGUCGCCUGUCCAACCUCGAGGGUUUUCUCCGGGUCCUCCGAUUUCCUCCCACUGCUAAAGACCCUACGCGCAAGCGAAUUAUGUAAAUAAAAUUAAACCAUAUGUUAGUCGAGUGGACGUUAAACCCCAUUUCUCUCUCUCUCAUUAGACCCACAUAUCCCACGCAUGUAUUUCUGAGAUAUAUGCCACUGGUCUCGUGGAGUAUUUCAGAUCGCUAUAUAAAAUAAUUAGCAUGAGAAAAAAAUGUUUGUGCGUAUUGAAAGGUAUUUAUUACAUCAUAGGUUAUAUGGUCUAAUAGAUUCACCUUCAGUUUAUUGUUUAUCCUAUGUAGAAUCAAAUGAUAUGAUUACGUACAUUUUGAUUAUUAAAGUGCUUGUACCUUGUGUUAAUAUGUUAAAUUGCUAAAUGCCGAUAAAAUAAGUUAUACAAGUGUUAUUUUACUUUUUAAUUUUUUCAAAUAUAAUCUUUUUUUCUGUAAUUAUAAUAAAUGAUAGCUUUAUUGUGGUUGAGUCUUGGGUCUUGGGCCUGUUUACAAAUCAGAAGAAUCUGAAACACAGCAGAAGUUUUUUUUAUACUCCCGGAAUGCAUGACAAGAAUCGGAAAUUGUUCCUGGAAAUUCCUUACCACUUGGCUUCAUCUAUUGCGUAAUCUUUGUGGUGCGUGUGAUGCUUUCCCUUUAUUUGUCAUAUUUCUGCAUAGAAUAACAUCUUCCAACUCCACGGAUAAACCAAACGCCAUUAAUUUAACACUUGUAUUCAUCAACCAAUAUUUUAACUGGCGAUUGGUAAGUUGAAUAUAAUAGUCCUGGACAAUGAAGCCGACAAAAUAUGGCGCUUUAAGAAUAUAAUUGGUUAAAUGUUGCACGAAUAAUUAAUUUGCCAAAUUAACUUGGUUGCAAGAAAAAUAACUAAAUAAGGGCUAGUGUGAUAACUUUUGCGUCAGAAAUUGUGAAACAGUCACUUUAUAUGAAACAAUAAUGGCGAUGACACAAUGGAGAUAUUGCAUGAUCGAUUAUCAAUUGAUUUUUUUUUUGUGUUUUUUACGAAUGUUGUCCGUGCUAUAUAUAUAUAAAUAGAAUUUUAAGUUGAGAAAAAAACUAUAUGCUUGUUUGUCUUAAUUACAAUACUAUGUGAUUGAUAUUGAUCUCAGUUGAUUAUUUGUAAAAAAAAAUAUCUUUGACUUCUGUUUUUUAAUAAUUAGUUCUGAUAUAGUUUUCAACAAUUAUCAAAAUACGUCAAUUAAUAAUUAAUUCUACGGUAGACUUGUUACAAUUAUAAAGUUUAUAAUCUUGUGUGCUACAUACUCUUUCUAAAUUUAGGCGGUGUAAUUUGUGAUCGUGCGUAUGACGUAUUACCUGUUUUGUGGACCAAGAGAGAAGUGUAAUUACAUUGCAAUCUUGUAUACACGAUUUCAAAAAAGCUUUAAUGCAGAAAUGACACCGGUCAGUCAUCUUGUAAAAUAAAGUUCGAACAAGGAAACGAUGUCCUCCAGACCAAGCGUCAGACAAAUUGCUUAUUCAUAUCUAAGCGUAUUUGCUGUGCAAUUUGACCAGCGCAACUAGUAUCAAUCCAUGUAGCUUAAAUACAUUAUGGGAGAUUAGAUAAAGAGCUGGAAGUUCUCACUAUAAUAGUUAAAAACUAGAUAAUGUAAAGGGAAUUUCUAAAACUUUCAGUGAAAUUGAUCCACUUUGAACCGAGAAUUUAGCGAUUGGAUUUUCGGCCUAGCAUCAAUCAUCAUUACUAUAGUCGGUUCGAUGAUCGAUUUCAUGAUUUGAUCAUGAAUGAAAGUUGAGCAGCAAAUCGGAUCCUAAUCCAGUGAAUAUCGCAGGCUAUCGAUGGCAUCGAGAGUUGAUUAUGGUCUAGAUAAGUUAAUUAAUGUCUAAUUAAUAAUUUAGAUAACAUUUCAGGCCUAAAGAAAGAGCUGCAAUAGGCAGAUUUAGCUCUUGCAUAAUGCAUGUUUGACCAGACAUGAACAAGCAAGAUAAUUGUACGAAGAAGCUGCAUUGUUAAGCAGCCGUAAAUAAACUUGUAUUGAACCAUUUCUGACUUUACAGUGUCUGUUGUAAUAUGAACAAUUUCGCUAAUUUGUUGUUGUCAGGAAAAUAUGAUAAAAUUAUUUUGAUAUAAAAAGAUAAUGUGAA